AUGAAUUUACUGAUUAAAAGAUAUUAAACAGGAUAAUAAUUAAUAGGUGUUUUAAAAUAUUAGUUUUCUAUUUUAGAUAUUGAAAAAAAGAUUUGUGUUAUACAUAGUUAAGUAAAUGAUAUUCAUUUUAAUUUAGCUACUGAAGAAUAUCUUUAUGAACAUCAUAAUUUAAAAUAUCCUACAUUAUUUCUUUGGAGAAACGAUAAAACAAUAGUUAUCGGAAGACAUUAAAAUCCUUGGAAAGAAUGUUUCAUUUAGAAUAUGGAAAGAGACGGAAUAAAAUUAGCUAGAAGAAGAACAGGAGGUAGUGCUGUAUAUUAAGAUUUAGGAAAUAGCUGUUUUUCUUUUAUAACCCCAGUAUAUGAUAAUUCCAACCCAUUAGAUUCAAAAAAUAAAAAUAAUAUAAUUAUAGUUAAUUCAUUAAAAAAUUUAGGUGUAGAUGCUUAAUUUACAGGAAGAAAUGAUAUAGUUUGUUAAGGAAGAAAAAUAUCAGGAUCUGCAUAUUAAGUUAAUUUAGGAAAGAAAGAUGGAUCCGAUAGAAAAGCUUUACAUCAUGGUACAAUGCUUUUUAAUGUGAAUACGGAAAGUGUAAAAAAUUAUUUGAAUCCAAAUAAAGAAAAGUUAAAAAGUAAAGGAGUUGAUAGUGUAAUAUCAAGAAUUCUUAAUUUAAAUGAAAUAAAACCUGAUUUAAAUCAUGAUUUUUUUGUUUAAUAAUUGGAGAUUGAAUUUGCUAAAUUUUAUUCUAGUCAUCAAGUCAUUUCAGAAAAACUAGAUUAUGAAUCACUUAAAUAAAAUCAAAAUAUUAAUUAAAUAUUUAAUGAAAUAAGUUCAUGGGAUUGGUUGUAUGGUCAAACACCUAAAUUUACAAAUAACAUAGAAACUAGAUUUGAUUGGGGUAUUAUAGAUUUUUACUUUUAAGUUGAAAAUAAUAUUAUUAAGGAAUGUAAAGUAUAUAGUGAUUGUUUAUAUGCUGAUUUUAUAAGCAAAAUGAACAGAAUAUUUAAAGA
Messenger RNA from Ichthyophthirius multifiliis, 1007 nucleotides. Its product is annotated as lipoate-protein ligase a, putative. Gene Ontology annotation, biological process: protein lipoylation. The record is from RefSeq and is a predicted model, not a curated record. Lineage: Eukaryota; Ciliophora; Oligohymenophorea; Hymenostomatida. The transcript has 5 exons. The annotation marks the transcript as partial. Gene Ontology annotation, cellular component: cytoplasm. Gene Ontology annotation, molecular function: lipoyltransferase activity; lipoate-protein ligase activity.